AUGCGCUUAGAAGGUUCUUCAAGCUCGCGAAGAUAUUGUAAAACUGAAAAAGACGAAGAUGAAGAACUUUUAAAGGAUGAAACUGAUGAAUCAAAUAAAAUCAUUUCUUUCGUUGAGUCUCCAAGUUACAUAAAAAAUGGUGUAAUGCGUGAUUAUCAAAUCCAAGGGCUUAAUUGGUUGAUUUCACUUUAUGAAAAUCAAUUAAAUGGCAUUUUGGCGGAUGAAAUGGGUCUUGGAAAAACUUUACAGACGAUAUCAUUUUUAGGUUAUUUGAAAUAUUUUCGUGAUGUAUCUGGCCCACAUUUAAUAAUUGCUCCAAAAUCCACUUUAAACAACUGGCAAAAAGAAUUCAAUGCCUGGAUACCUGAUUUCAAUGUUCUUGUCUUCCAUGGAAAUAAAGAUGAAAGAGCAAAAAUAAAAGCAGAAAAAUUAGUCCCGCUAGAUUUUCAAGUGUGCAUAACAUCUUAUGAAAUGUGUUUGAUUGAGAAAUCAGCUCUUAAAAAAUUUGAAUUCAAGUACAUAGUGAUUGAUGAAGCCCAACGUAUUAAAAAUGAAAAUUCAUUGCUCUCCAAAAUAGUUAGAAUAUUCCAAUCAAAAAAUCAAGAUUUUGAUUCUUGGUUUGAAUCUCAAGAUGGAGAUCAAGAUAAAGUUGUUCAACAACUACACAAGAUUUUACGACCUUUCUUACUACGUAGAAUAAAAUCAGAUGUUGAGAAGUCCUUACUUCCAAAAAAAGAAAUAAAUAUAUAUGUGGGUAUGUCAACAAUGCAAAAAAAAUUGUAUCAAUGCAUCUUGGAAAAAGACAUCGCUGCUGUUAAUGGUGCAUUGGGUAAAGGUGAAAGCAAAACACGUUUGUUGAACAUUGUGAUGCAACUUAGGAAAUGUUGUAAUCACCCAUAUUUAUUUGAUGGAGCUGAACCUGGACCUCCAUAUACAAAUGAUAUACAUAUCGUUGAGAAUUCAGGAAAAUUGGCUGUAUUGGAUAAGCUUCUCAAACGAUUAAAGGCUCAAGGUUCUCAUAAUUCAAUCGAAGAAAAAGUUCUUGAAAGAGCAGCACAAAAACUAAGAUUAGAUCAACUUGUUAUUCAACAAGGACGAGCAAAUCACGCACAAAAAAAUGCUACCAAGGAAGAACUUUUAUCAAUGAUCCAACAUGGUGCCGAGAAAAUUUUUAGUUCGGCUGAUAGCACUGUCGGUGACGAUGACAUUGAUAUUAUUUUGCGUAAAGGUGAAGAAAAAACAGCUGAACUUAAUCAGAAAUUUCAAAAUCUUGGAUUAGAUGAUUUGCAAAAGUUUACAUCUGAUUCAGGUUCAUCUUAUGAAUGGCAAGGAGAGAAUUGGGCAAAUAAGCGUAAAGGAGAAACUUCACGAAGUUUCAAUUGGAUAGAACCACCAAAACGCGAACGUAAAGCCAAUUAUGCAAUAGAUUCAUAUUAUAAAGAAGCUUUAAGGGUAAAUUCAAAACCUGCUCAACCAAAGGUUCCAAAAGUGUCAAGACAAAUUACUUUUUUAGAGUUUCAAUUUUAUCCUCCACAUUUAAUUGAAUUAUUGAAAAAAGAGAAUUAUCAUCAACAUAAAUUAGUAAGUUUCAAGAUCCCAUUAACAGAACCUUCAUCUCAAAAUGAUAAUCCUGAAUUAAGGGAAAAAGAACGUCUAGAAGAACAGAAUAAAAUUGAUAAUGCUGAACCUUUAACUGAAAUGGAAGAGGCUGAAAAAAAAUCAUUAAUGAAAAUAUCAUUUGAAGGUUGGAAUAAACGUGAUUUCAAUCUCUUUAUAUCUGCUUCAGCUAAAUAUGGGAGAACUGCUGUUGAAGAGAUAGCUAAAGAGGUGGAAAAAUCUUUAACUGAUGUUGAGAAAUAUGCUAAAGUGUUUUGGGAGCGAUAUAAAGAAUUACCUAACUAUGAAGAAUUGAUUGCAAAGAUUGAAAGAGGUGAACAAAAAAUACAACAAACUCAAGAGAUACAAGGACUGAUCAAAUCAAAAGUAGCGCAAUAUAAAUACCCUGGUUACGAUAUACAAUCAUCAAGUCAAAACAAAGGCAAGUCAUUAUUCACUGAUGAAGAAGAUCAAUAUUUGUUAAUAACACUAGCAAAACAUGAAUAUGGAACUGAAGAUGUUUAUGAGAAGAUACGAAAUGAAAUUGAGAAUGAUGAAUCUUUUCGAUUUAAUUGGUUUAUUAAAUCAAGAACUGCUAGUGAAUUAAAUAGACGCUGUACCGCACUUAUAAACAUGAUACAGAAAGAACAAAUUGAUGGUGAUGGCAGUAGUGGUAAUGAAGGGAGAAAUAAAAAUGAUUUAAAACGAAAAAAUGAUUCACCACAAACCAAUGGAAACAUAAAUAAUAAGCGUAGUAGACGUUCAUGA
Entrophospora sp. SA101 is the source of this 2364-nucleotide messenger RNA. The record is from the annotation of a GenBank genome assembly. Lineage: Eukaryota; Fungi; Glomeromycota; Glomeromycetes; Entrophosporales; Entrophosporaceae.